AUGGCGAACCGAUUUGAGGAAUAUCAGAUUAAUGCCCUCAAAAUGGCAUUUGAGCAAUCCCAACACUUGACAAGAGAGAAGAAGGCUGAACUGGUGACUGCUACAGGACUGGAUGUGGAGCAAAUUACUAGCUGGUUCAACAGGAAUCGAACCAAAAAGCGUGUUAGGAAGUCAAUAGGGGACUUACAUCAAACCAAGGCUGAGCUUCAACAAGCGCUGCAAGUACUCCAGGAAAGCCAAGAGAGGGAAGCUAAACUCCAAAAAGAGCUUCAAGAAAGCAAAGAGAAGGAAGCUGAGCUCAGAGCUGAAAACCAGAAUUUACAACAUCAACUGGCACUCAGGGGAAGAGAAUCAGGUGAUUCACAGUUUGACUACUACUUGUGGUCUGAAAAUGUUCUAGGGCUCAACUCAGAGCAUUCAUCUUCCUAG
This is a messenger RNA of Fraxinus pennsylvanica, 429 nucleotides long. NCBI's taxonomy places the organism in Eukaryota, Viridiplantae, Streptophyta, Magnoliopsida, Lamiales, Oleaceae. The record is from the annotation of a GenBank genome assembly.